Melanotaenia boesemani (Boeseman's rainbowfish) is the source of this 2116-nucleotide messenger RNA. Its product is annotated as cornifelin homolog B-like. The transcript is spliced from 4 exons. The record is from RefSeq and is a predicted model, not a curated record. NCBI's taxonomy places the organism in Eukaryota, Metazoa, Chordata, Actinopteri, Atheriniformes, Melanotaeniidae. The coding region runs from base 151 to 708 and encodes 185 amino acids.
GUGUGUGGGGGUUGGACUUGUAAGAAAAUGGUGAAACAGACUUCUCUCACUGCUCACUCACACUUCAUCAUCUUCCUGCUCUCUGAACUUUUUAAAAAGUGGGCUGGUGAUCUGUCCAGGGUGUAGCCUGCCUUUCGCCUGCUAAUUACCAUGAUAAGCUCCAGUUCCACAGUUGUCACGUCUGCUCCAUCUGCUCCAUCUGCUCCAUCUGCUCCGUAUGCUCCGUAUGCUCCAUAUGCUCCGUAUGCUCCGGCUGCUCCGUAUGCUCCGGCUGCUCCGUAUGCUCCGGCUGCUCCGUAUGCUCCAUAUCCUCCGAGCAUGCCUGUCCAUCAGUCAGUCCAGAUGGUGUCAGUCACCACCAGUCAAGGUCCUGGAAGAUGGAGCACCGGCCUCUGCGACUGCUGCUCUGAUAUGGGCACCUGUUGCUGUGGUUAUUGGUGUUUCCCCUGCAUGCAGUGUGAGACAGCCGGUAGACAUGGCUGGUGCUGCUGCAUGCCCCUCCUAGAUGUCUGCUGUGUGGUGUCCUGCGUACUCCGCUCCUCCAUCAGAGAGCGCCACGGCAUCCCUGGCUCAUGCUGUGAUGACUGCUGUACACUCUGUUGGUGCUACGUAUGUGCCUGGUGCCAGAUGAAUCGCGAGGUGAAGAUCAGGACCAGAUAUCAGCCAUCGACCACGUCAGUGGUCACCACACAGGUCGUCAGGGCAUAAGAUUAAAAAUGUCGUGGUCGUAUGUUGACGACAUACAACAUGUUUAACAAGUGGAUCAUUUCUGUUUGGAUUUUUGUAGUUAUUAGGUGAUAGACAAAACAUUUUGUUUCAAACAUAUAUUUUAAUAAGUGUCAGAGGGACUAUUAGACUUCUGCUUUCCAGUUUGUAAUAUCAGUAGUUUUAUAGAUUUUCUAUAGAUCAAUUUGAAGCUUCAUGAGCAAUUAAAUAAAAUAAAGUAUUUUUAAUUGGGUUAAAUGUAAUGUUUACUUUAAGAUUGUAACUUCUUAUAAAAUGUUAAAAGUGUAACUUUUGAGAAAAAUGGGUCUUUGAGUUUGACGCUGAUUUAGUAGUUGCAGUUUCCAGACAAUUUCUGUCACGUACCAGGAGAUUGGACUCAUAAAUUAUCAGGAACACAGGGAUAGGUGAUGGAGUUUUAUUGAACAGAUAACAAAAGUGCAGGAUAAUACAGGUACUGACGGUUAUUAGAGAGUCCGGGUGAUGGAAAGCUGCGGCAGGUGCUUCCGUGAACACUGACAGAGCGACAAAGCCAAGUCCGUGAUCUAAAGGCGAGGUCCAGAGAGCAAUUCAGAGGUCAGUAUCCAGGGAAUCGAAUAAUUAAUCAAAAGGCAGGAGUUACCAGUCAGGGAGCGGGCAGAGGCAGAAGUCCAGGUUCGUAAAUACAUGUCGACGGCGGACAGGCAGGCAGACAAGGCUGAGCAUCAAUAAGGGAGCGGGCAGAGGCGAAUAUCCAGGUACCGGAACACAGGGUCGACGACAGGCAGGCAGGCAGGUAAUACUGGGAAACAGACAGGAAACAGAGGCUGGAUACGUGCAGGGUGAACCCGAGACGAUCUGGCCCAGAAGGGAUGUCAUAGACCAGUAUAAAUAGCGCUUGGCACAGGUGGAGCGCAUCAGCAAUCAAGCUGAAAACUGGCGAUGCGUUCGCGAACGGCUGGGAAAACCGAAUCCUAUCAACGGCGACGUGACAAUUUCAUCCUGAAAACUUUUUGUCUGGGGUCUGGAGGACCUGCUGCUCCAGUAACACAGUUGCGGUUUUACAAUCAUCCAGUAGAUGGCACUGUUGCAAAAACAAACAAACAACAAAAACAAACAAACAAAGAAAAACACCAGGGGUCUAGAUGUGCAGGGCCAGAUCUGCGGGUCUGAAUCUGUAGGUCUCCGGGUCUGCAGACACAUACUCGGCUCCUUGUCUCAUCUGUGACUCAGUAAAGGACAUGUUCUCAACCCAGAGUUAUUGUUUUUUCAAUCAGUGUUGAAGUGUGGAGUUUUUAUACAGGAAGAGUAGGAGGAAAAGGAUGUUUAUGCAAAUGGGAUAUUGUUACUGUAUUUAUACAGUUGUAUUAAAUUAAAGUUUGAGACAUGCUAUGCAGCACAUACGUAAAAAGGC